Menidia menidia (Atlantic silverside) is the source of this 474-nucleotide messenger RNA. The record is from the annotation of a GenBank genome assembly. Lineage: Eukaryota; Metazoa; Chordata; Actinopteri; Atheriniformes; Atherinopsidae.
AUGCAGGACGUGACGGCGGAGGUUUCCUCGCCCUCCGGCGCCGUGCGGCCCGCCGAGCUGGUCGCCGCCGGCAACGACGCCUACUGCGUGCGGUUCGUUCCCACGGAGACGGGCACGCACAGCGUCAGCGUGCGCUACAGGGGCGUGCACGUGCCGGGCAGCCCCUUCCAGUUCACCGUGGGGCCCCUGGGGGAGGGCGGCGCCGCCAAAGUGAGGGCCGGCGGCCCGGGGCUGGAGGGAGCCCUCGCCGGAGAGCCAGGUGUCAUCGGACUAAAGAGGAACGAUGACAAAGAGGUUCUCCCCCAGGUGGGACAUCCCAUACAGGAAGAGGAUAAUGGGCUGCCGGUGCACAUUAAGGGGGGGACCCCCGACGUCCUGCUGUAUCGGGCCACCAUGACGCUGACCAUCACAGGAACCUGCUACUCGCUGUACUGGCUGCUGGUGGCCGCCAUGCCCCAGAGGAAGGCCCAGUAA